AAAAAAUGCUGCGGGAGUUGUAAGCUCUAUCCUAAACUAGUAUUUUCUUUUAUUUUCGGAACUUUCCCUUUCAUAUUUCAUUGUUCAUCAUAGUUUGAUCCAAUAAAAAAUAUAUUAUCUGGGUUUAAGCCAAGGUGACUUUUGAAGUCCCUGAGAGAGAGAUAGAGAUUAGAAAGAGAAAGGGGAGAGAGAGAGAGAGAGUUGUGGGGGGUUUUGAGCAUUUGAAGCAAUGGCUUCAACGCUGGUACUGGUUGUUGUGUUUGUGCUUGAUUUAAUUGCUUUUGCGCUUGCUGUUGCUGCUGAGCAGAGGAGGAGUACUGCGACGAUCAUAAAGGCGGCAGAUUACAGCUAUUGUAAAUACGAUAAAGAUAUUGCAACUGCCUUAGGCCUGAGUGCAGUUCUGUUAUUGACUGUCAGUCAACUUCUUAUAAUGGUGGUGAGCCGUUGCUUGUGCUUCGGGAAGGCUUUAAGGCCCAGCGGUUCUAGGUCUUGCGCUAUAGCACUGUUUAUUACUUCUUGGGUAUUCUUCAUCAUUGCUGUGUCAUGUUUGCUCGCGGCAUCAGUGAGAAACGCGUACCACACGAAGUACAGGAAUGCCUUGUCGUGUAAAGUAGUAAGGAAAGGGAUCUUUGCAGCUGGAGCUUCCUUCGUUGUCCUUACAGGUAUCGUCUCAGAGCUCUAUUACGUUAGCCAUUCAAAGGCAAACGAUGGUGAGGCGACUUAUGCCAGAGACACCGGCGUGAGGAUGGGAAAUCUAUAGUCUAAUCUGGCUCUCUUUACUGAAGAAAAAGGAGGAUUGCGACAUGUCCUGCUUAGAACAAUGGUUGGUUGGUAGACCUUAAUUAUGGUAUCUGUGGACAAGAACAGAGCAUGUGAUAUACACACAAUUAUUGUAUGACACGGAUUUUUUUUUUUUUUUUUUUGCUAGGGGGUAUGAUCAUAUGGAGUGUUAAUUAGUUGGGAUUUUACUCUUGUGCUUUUGCGUUCGUUCAAACUGGCUGUUUAAAUUAUAAAGUAAAUAUUAUUCGUGUCUUGACGUUGUGAAAAUUGCUUGGGGUGCACUAUUGACAUUGAGCAUGAUAACUAGUAGAGUGGCCUCCACCAGCGGGUAUAUUGUAGCGUGAGACCCAUUCUCUGUAUAUUUAAACUGGUGUCUGUUUAGAGAAAAGGAGAUAAA
Molecule: messenger RNA, 1177 nt
Organism: Morus notabilis
Lineage: Eukaryota; Viridiplantae; Streptophyta; Magnoliopsida; Rosales; Moraceae
Exons: 3
Coding region: 230-760 (176 amino acids)
Source: RefSeq, a predicted model, not a curated record